CUGAUCUCCACGGACGUCGACUCAACGGCAGGCCCUCCUCGUGCAUUCCGCAAUUUGUCUCACCUUAUUAUCGACCUCCCGCUCUCGUGACACCUCUUCCGCCCAGAAAAACACCAUGAUUAUACCAUGAGCACGACAAACUUUGCCGCUGCUCAGGAGCGGGUCCUUGAACGCCGCCGUCUACGUGAGGCCGAAGCUCGCGCCAGGCUUGCGGAGCAACAACGGGCGUCGCCAGUUAACCAUCCCGCGCUUCAACGGCUCCCUUACCCGUUGAGUCGUCUCCCACAAUCCGGCCUGUCGUUAUGGAAUGCGAUCAAAGGCCGCGAGGGCAUGAGGCCGGCCUUUCGGGUCGGUCAAGUCGAUGCCGAACUGCUGGACGAGGAAUUACUGGGCUUGCUCAAAGGUCAGGUCGGGGAGGCCUUGAAAUACUUCGGGCCUCAAAUGCGAGAGGACUGGUCUCAUGAAAUCCAAUUUGCUCUCCGCGCCAUAUUGUUUAAACUUUCGAUCUGGGACCACGAUGCUUCGUAUGGGGCUGCUUUACAAAACCUAAAAUACGUCGAUAGCCGCAGCAAAGGCCCCGUUCAUUCCACCCCGACCAGAUGGCAAAAGACCCUGUAUGGCUUACUUACGGUUGGCGGCCGCUAUGCAUGGGAUAAAUGGGAAAGUUGGUUGAUCAACCAGGAGGGUGGCUACGAUGAGCCAUCGCAAGAGGUUCGUGUGCUUUCACGCAUGACGGACCUAGUUUCCACGACACAUUCGAUCGCGGCCUUUACUUCGUUCUGCGUAUUCCUCGUCAACGGCCGAUAUCGAACACUAGUCGACCGAAUCCUUCGCAUUCGUCUCACACCUCCUUCUGCACAGGCAAGCCGCGAAGUGUCGUUCGAAUACCUGAACCGGCAACUUGUGUGGCACGCUUUUACUGAGUUCCUCCUCUUUCUGCUACCGCUUGUGGGCAUCAGCCGAUGGAGGCGCUGGUUGUCUAGAGCCUGGCGCAAGACAGUAUCUACACUCAAAUCGAGUGGGGAUGACGAUGAUGAGCAGGUCCGGAAACAGGGUGAAUUGGCGUUUCUUCCCGAAAGGACUUGCGCGAUCUGCUAUAAAGACAAUAACCCGACUUCUACCACGGAGAAUGAGGUGAUGGCUGCGUCAACUUCGGCCGGAAUCAUUGGCUCAGCUCAAACCGAUAUCACCAAUCCUUACGAAACGAUUCCGUGUGGCUGCGUGUAUUGUUUCGUGUGUCUGGUCCAGAAGUUGGAGGGCGAAGAAGGCCAAGGCUGGGUCUGUCUUCGUUGUGGGGAGAUCGUCAAGAAAUGCAAGCCCUGGAAUGGCGAUGUCCUCGAGGAAGCUCGGCCUCAAUCAAGCUCCGGAAAGGUUGUCGGGUUCGCUGUCAACGACGGGGAUGACGGAGUGGGUGCAAAUGCCGGCGAGCCUGAGAAAGGAGGUGAACAUCCCAUGGGACGAUCAAGUCCGUUGCAGGAUCUGAGCUCAGACGAAGCUCUCGGCGAGUCCAAUCAUUGGUCCACUAUCGACAAGGACCUCGCUGAAGAUGGGCCCGAGGGCCAAACAGACGAGGCAAGAUGAAGAAUGGGAUUGGCUCUGAUGAUCGAGUUGAAGGCCCCUUGCUAUGUAGCCAGACUACAGAUGGCCGCCCCCAUUCUCACUAUAUUUCAUGCAUUAUAAUUUCCGAUAGCGAGUGCUAGAAGCUCAGCUCUGUUUGAAUAUACCC
Aspergillus steynii IBT 23096 is the source of this 1726-nucleotide messenger RNA. Its product is annotated as pex2/pex10/pex12 family protein. Gene Ontology annotation, molecular function: zinc ion binding. Gene Ontology annotation, cellular component: peroxisomal membrane. NCBI's taxonomy places the organism in Eukaryota, Fungi, Ascomycota, Eurotiomycetes, Eurotiales, Aspergillaceae. Gene Ontology annotation, biological process: protein import into peroxisome matrix. The transcript has 3 exons. The record is from RefSeq and is a predicted model, not a curated record. Bases 127 to 1581 code for a protein of 484 amino acids.